AUGGACAAUCCGUUACUUUCCCAGUUGGUGAAUGGGAUUACCAGUGCCGUUCCACCUUCCCAGUCCAAACUGUACAGCAGCUGGUCUGUGUGUGACGAAGAAACAAAAACAUCUUCUAUAACUGACUGUUUGGAGAAGAGUGCUGUGUACCCUUUCCCCGACUCUGAAAACCGUACAGAUGUGUUCGGGUUGAUGUCAAACCGCCCAGAAGACGCAAACAAAAUUGAUGCUGUGACAGAUUGGGAUUCCUUAUCUAGACUGUUUCCCCCACUGUGGGCUGCAAGCGACCACCAGAAUCUCUCUGAAUAUCUUCCCACCAUCCUUCCUGGAAAUGUCGACAUCUCCCACGUAAUUGGCCCCCAAACUUACCAGGAGCCUGCAAGAAAAUUACCGGACAUUGAAAGCCUUCAGAGAGGGUUUGAAGACCUGGGCUUGCUGGAUUCUUGGGUUUCCAGCCCUGAGACCUGCAGUCCACAACUGGAAGAUGUAUUCCAAGGCCUUUACUUUGAAAAUCAAGCCUUGGAACUGAAUUCCUCUUUCCAGCCCAUCGAGUGGCCUAAUCAGACUGUCGACGGCUUCGUCAAGUUAAACGGAAGAGAUUCUGGAAGCAAAGCUGCUAGUGCCUGCCCCAGUUCGCAGAAGAGAGCAAAAGAAUACUCUGGAGUACCUCGGCCCUCGUGGAAAAAUGACAAGGGGAGAGUCAAGUUCAGUAGGGGUAGUCCAACCGGUCAAACGAAUUACGUACCUGGCGUUCGAGAAACUUGGGGAAAAGAAACAUAUGCAAAACCUUCCAGUGACUUUUCUCCACUGAGCAUGAAGCCACCAGCAUUCCAGUUCAAUCAGCAGUUUGCUAAAACUCACGGUUUCCAUCCGACCACACAGAAGACGCACUACAAGGAAGGGUCAGAGAGCUACAGCGGUUUUCCAAAAGUCGGGACUUUCGAAUGCCGUGAAAAUAUUGCUCCUCAAAUCCAAAAGGAGCCCUAUGCAAAGUCUCCGGUUCCUUGCAUCAGCCCAAAUGAGGGCUUCCCAUUGGCUAGCCAGAGUCACAGAUGGUUAGAUGGCGAAACGCUCGGGACCCAGAAAACGGCAACUAGCCCUUUGCCAUCUCCUGCAAGUUCUUCUCUGUCUGACGGUUCUCCAACCCAUUGUCCAGGGUAUUACUCUCAACCACCAUUGCCGCUUUCUGCUAAGGAUGGGCAUUUAAACGGAAUGACCAAUCAUAUACCAUUUUCUAGCUUUAUUGAUGAAAAUCAGAGGCGCAGCAAGUGUUUCAAUCGCUCAUCUCCUAGUAAGGAAGGCAUAUAUCGAAACGCACCAUUAGGUUACCCCCCCAACUGGUCACCACCUCAGCUGGGUUCUGGACAGAAUAACUCCGACAGGCUUCACAAACUGCCCAAAAGAGCAAACCCGCCAAACAACGGAAAUCCCGACCGAAGAGGAAGAAGAACUUGGAAUAUGCCACAUGGCGGCGUCAAACAAAACCCGCCUCCUUGCAGCCCUUUCCAACGCAAACAGGAGCCCAACUUGGGAAACAUGUCUGACUUCGUGAAUGCUUCCUUUCUGCCUCCUUUUUCCCUCAUGUCCGAUUUAAAGCAGAAUCAGAAUUUUCCUUCCUUUAACCCACAGUUAUUUUCUCCAACAACAAAUAUGUCUUUCCCACCACCUUUCCCGUUCUCCGACCUCAUCGAUCUGUUCCAUUACGAAGACAUCAAUCAGAUCCAACCUUUUAUAAAUGACCUGUUCUGCGGUGAAAUCCCCCCGCCGUACUUUCCAUUUCCGGCCCCCUUCAACAGAUGCCGCCCUUCGAGAAACCGCAGCGGACCUGCCAAUGAACUCCAUUUACAGCUAGAAGAAUGCUGUGAGCAGUUCCGGGCUCUAGAGAAGGAAAGGAAAAAGACUGAAGCAGAGCUUGCUCGAAAUUUCCCAGGAAACAGAGUUUCAAGCUCAUACAGCUCAGCAGUCCCGAGACUUCCAACAAAUCCAUCGAGAGUCGAUCGCUUGGUUGUCGAUGAGUUUCGAGAACAAGCCAGAGCAGUCUCCAUGGUGAAGAUCAUGGAGAGGAUCCGUGGAGAGAGCCUUCACGUCAACAUCGGCAUCGCUUUAGAACACCACCUAGAGGCCAUCCACUUGACACAGGCACGACGCAAAGAUGAAAUCGUUAACGCAGCCAAUCGUCAGAAGCAAGGAGCCCCGCGCUACAAUAAUGAGAGAGAUGUGUUGGCUUUGGCCGCCGCCAUGAAGGAGCUGGUGUCCACUACACGCAAGGCCCGGACCGCCCUCUGGUGCGCUUUACAGAUCACUCUAUCCAAAUGUUCCGCUGGGAUCACUGUGAAGCUUGAAGACCUGGAGAGGGCCUUGCAGGAGCUUUGCCCUAACAAGACCCCCGGUGUGGAUGGAGAACCCUGCUCAGAUGUCGGCAGCACUGGAAGGGAGUGAAAAAAAAGAAAACCCCGCGUAUAAUUUUCAGCCAUUUCUGGCAAUAAGU
This is a messenger RNA of Nanorana parkeri, 2488 nucleotides long. RefSeq names its product meiosis-specific coiled-coil domain-containing protein MEIOC-like. The record is from RefSeq and is a predicted model, not a curated record. Lineage: Eukaryota; Metazoa; Chordata; Amphibia; Anura; Dicroglossidae. Gene Ontology annotation, cellular component: cytoplasm; nucleus. The transcript has 6 exons. Bases 1 to 2439 code for a protein of 812 amino acids. Gene Ontology annotation, biological process: male meiosis I; meiotic cell cycle; female meiosis I.